CAGCCCAGAAAUGUGCAGCCUUUUAGUGAUGAAGAUGCUUCAAUUGAAACUAUGAGCCACUGCAGUGGCUUCAGUGAUCCUGCUAGCUUCACUGAGGAUGGGCCUGAAGUUGAUGAAGAAGCCACUCAAGAAGACUUAGAAUACAAAUUGAAGGGAUUUAUUGAUCUUACGUUGGACAAGAGUGCAAAGACAAGACAAGCAGCUCUUGAAAGUCUGAAAAGUGCUUUUUCUUCUAAAAUACUAUAUGAAUUUAUCAUGGAAAGGAGAAUGACGCUAACUGAUAGCAUUGAACGCUGCAUAAAGAAAGGUAAGAGCGACGAACAGUGUGCAGCUGCCGGACUGGCUUGUCUUCUGUGUGUGCAGAUGGGGUCAGGAAUUGAAAGUGAAGAGAUUUUUAAGACCCUUGGUCCAGUUCUGAAGAAGAUUGUCUGUGAUGGAACAGCCAGUAUCCAAGCCAGACAGGCUUGUGCAACCUGCUUAGGGAUUUGCUGUUUCAUUGUCACUGAUGACAUCACGGAACUGUACUCAACUAUGGAAUGCCUGGAAAACAUCUUCACAAAGGCCUAUCAGCGAGAUAGAGACACUAAUGGUGUAUCAAGUACCCAUAAUACUGUGCUUCACAUCAGUGCUCUCUUAGCAUGGACACUGUUGUUGACCAUUUGUCCAAUGAAUGAAGUGAAGAAGAAAAUUGAAAUGCACUUGCAUAAACUUCCCAGUCUGUUGUCUUGUGAUGAUCUCAACAUGAGAAUAGCUGCUGGAGAAACAUUAGCCCUUCUGUUUGAACUGGCACGCGAAACAGAUGCUGAUUUCUUUUAUGAAGAUAUGGAACUUCUAACAGAGAAACUAAGAGCUCUGGCUACUGAUGGAAACAAGCACCGAGCCAAAGUAGAUAAAAGAAAGCAGCGAUCUGUCUUCAGAGAUGUUCUGCGAGCUGUUGAGGAGCGUGACUUUCCUACAGAGAUGGUUAAGUUUGGACCUGAGCGCAUGUAUAUUGACUGCUGGGUUAAAAAACAAACUUAUGAUACCUUCAAGGAGAUUCUGGGGUCAGGGAUGCAAUAUCAUUUGCAGUCAAAUGACUUUCUUCGGAAUGUGUUUGAGCUUGGUCCACCAGUAAUGCUAGAUGCUGCAACUCUUAAAACAAUGAAGAUAUCCCGUUUUGAAAGGCACUUGUACAACUCUGCAGCAUUCAAGGCUCGGACAAAGGCUAGAAGUAAAUGCCGUGAUAAAAGAGCAGACGUGGGGGAAUUUUUCUAGAUCUCCUUUUCCAUGGGGUUCAAUUUUCAUAAUUAAAAUAGAUUUGUAACCUUU
Phaethon lepturus (White-tailed tropicbird) is the source of this 1308-nucleotide messenger RNA. It is a transcript of the gene IFRD1, whose product is annotated as interferon-related developmental regulator 1. Lineage: Eukaryota; Metazoa; Chordata; Aves; Phaethontiformes; Phaethontidae. The record is from RefSeq and is a predicted model, not a curated record. Gene Ontology annotation, cellular component: nucleus. Bases 52 to 1254 code for a protein of 400 amino acids. The transcript has 11 exons.